AUGAGUCCCUCCGAGCGGAUUGUCGACACUUAUGCGGGAGGCAAUGCGAGAUACACUCCGAGAGACAAUUUGCCAACUCUCAAUACAUUUACUCAUGAAGGGCGUCCUCAAUCUACAACUGCAACUCAAACGCGCCUCGAUACCAGCGCUGGCUGUUUCGAUAGAGAAAUAUCGCUCGGACAGACAGACAAUUCGAUGGAGGCAGAACAAAACGCACUUGGUGAAAUCGUUCCAUCUACAUAUAAUAUGAGCCCUGAAACCGAAUACACCGACCAAACAGAGUCCCAGGAGGCCAUCUUUUUAUGGUAUAGGCGUGCAGAUGGGAGCCCAUCUUGGAGAAUUUGUUACUACUGA
Venustampulla echinocandica is the source of this 354-nucleotide messenger RNA. RefSeq lists its product as uncharacterized. The transcript has 3 exons. Bases 1 to 354 code for a protein of 117 amino acids. The record is from RefSeq and is a predicted model, not a curated record. Lineage: Eukaryota; Fungi; Ascomycota; Leotiomycetes; Helotiales; Pleuroascaceae.